CCUUCUGUCCAGCGUGUAAGAAUACGACUCUUGCUGCAUCGUAACCUUUCACCUCGUACAUAGUGAAAAUGGGUUCUCAAAUCAAGGCCGGAGCUGAUUCCGACUUAUUCGAGCCACUGGUCAUUGCGGGCGGCAAAAUCACCCUCCAGCACCGCAUCAUCCAUGCUCCCAUGACCAGAAACCGCGGUACACCUCUUCGUGCCACUUCCACAGCUGAGAAUCCAAACCGUGACUGGACUGCCAAUGAUCUUAUUGCCAAAUACUAUGCACAGCGAGCAACAGAGGGUGGACUGCUCAUCACGGAAGCAAUUCCACCUUCGUUCGAGGCCAACGGUCUGCCCGGGGCUCCAGGGCUCUUUUUAGAAGAGCAGGUAAAGAGCUGGAAGGAGGUUGUCGACGCAGUCCAUGCCAAAGGCGCCUACAUCUAUGCACAACUCUGGCACGCUGGCCGUGUCACUCUGCCACAGAUUACAGGUACUGCGACCGUUGCGCCGUCAAAUAUUCCGUUCGACGACCCGAAUGAAUGUUAUGCGUAUCCCCCGCCGCACUCAACGACGCCAGUGAAGCUGAGUGAGCACCCACCGAUCGAAUUGACGGUUGACCACAUCAAGCAGACGAUCCGAGAUUACUGCGCGGCUGCCAAGGCGGCUAUGGAAAUUGGAUUUGACGGGAUAGAGGUUCACGGAGCAAACGGCUAUCUGCCAGAGCAGUUCCUGAGCUCCAACAUCAACAGGCGGACCGACGAAUACGGAGGCACGCCGGAGAAGCGCUGCAGGUUUGUACUUGAACUGAUGGACGAGCUGGCCAAGACUGUGGGAGAAGACAACUUGGCUAUCCGACUAAGCCCCUUUGGCCUUUUCAACCAGACCCGUGGCGAGCAGCGUGUCGAGACCUGGGGCCAUCUCUGCCGCGAACUGAAGAAUCGUCACCCCAGACUCUCAUACGUGAGCUUCAUCGAACCGAGAUACGAACAGAUCUUUUCCGAGGCCGAAAAGGUAAAGUUCCUCAAGUCAUGGGGCCUUCCCCAUGUCGAUUUGUCCCUGUUCCGCAAGAUAUGGGGAGACACGCCGUUCUUCUCUGCCGGCGGAUUUGACGACACGAACUCGUGGGGAGUCGUGGAGAGCGGGAAAUACGACGCUUUGGUGUAUGGGCGAUACUUUACCAGCAACCCAGACUUGGUGGAGAGGUUGCGGAAUGGCUGGCCGCUGGCCAAGUACGAUCGGUCUCGUUUCUAUGGGCCGUUUGAGGAUCCGAUCAUCGGGUAUACAGAUUACCCGGCAUAUGAGGGUUAACGACGUGACGACUUGCGAAUCCAGCACAUGUUGUUGAUGAUGGCUGUUGCGAAACUGGUAUGAUUGGAUGAUGGAUACAUCAUUUGCAGCUACUAGACUAUGUAGUAGAUAGAUCGGGCUGCCAGUGGCAUGUGCUUCAACAACUUGGCGACCAAUUAGCAUCAUUCCGCCAAUUCCAUAUGCGUGUGGCCCCGAAAUACAGGUAUUUUGACCAAUGCAGAUGAUAGAAGGGCAGAUACGGACAGCCAGGCUCAUACCGGAAACCAAAAUGCAGACACCUACCGGCUUCCAACCGAGCAUCGGGAUCUAAUGGCCUAUCGAUGACAGGGAUACCUUGACAACGCCC
Molecule: messenger RNA, 1638 nt
Organism: Trichoderma asperellum CBS 433.97
Lineage: Eukaryota; Fungi; Ascomycota; Sordariomycetes; Hypocreales; Hypocreaceae
Molecular function (GO): oxidoreductase activity; FMN binding
Source: RefSeq, a predicted model, not a curated record